Molecule: messenger RNA, 1346 nt
Organism: Photinus pyralis (common eastern firefly)
Lineage: Eukaryota; Metazoa; Arthropoda; Insecta; Coleoptera; Lampyridae
Product: transcription factor Sox-14-like
Exons: 4
Coding region: 274-999 (241 amino acids)
Biological process (GO): regulation of DNA-templated transcription; anatomical structure morphogenesis; cell differentiation
Molecular function (GO): DNA-binding transcription factor activity, RNA polymerase II-specific; RNA polymerase II cis-regulatory region sequence-specific DNA binding
Source: RefSeq, a predicted model, not a curated record
AGGAAAGGUAAAUCGGCGCAACUCCGAUUACUACCAUUAUCUUUGCAACUACGAUACGUGCGAAACGCCUUCAAAUCAUUAAAUAAAUUUUGUAUUUUGAGUGUGGUGUUGAAGGUGGAGGGCCUUUUAUGCGUCAACCAGAUACAAUUAGCGAUGGAAACACAUGAUAGGUUCAUCGCUAUGAUAAUAUAACCCAUGAAAAUGAUCGAAUAUGGAAAAUAAGGUGGAUGUCUAAAGAAAAAUGUCUUUGAGUGGAAGCGAAGGACGACACUGAUGUUUCUUCAAACAAGUAGUCAGCAACAGUCGCAAGAUCACAUCAAGAGGCCUAUGAACGCUUUUAUGGUUUGGUCGAGGGGCCAACGAAGAAAAAUGGCACAAGAAAAUCCGAAGAUGCACAAUUCCGAGAUAUCGAAACGUUUAGGAGCUGAAUGGAAGUUGCUGAGCGAAUCUGAGAAACGUCCGUUCAUUGACGAAGCAAAACGAUUAAGAGCAUUACACAUGAAGGAACACCCAGAUUACAAGUAUCGCCCACGAAGAAAACCGAAGCCAUUAAUAAAGAAAGAAUCGAAAUUUGGCUUCUCAAUAUCGCCGUUACUUUCGCCACCUCUAGACGCAACAUCACUUCAUCGAGCAAUGCUGCCACCAGUAUCAACCCCUACGGGUUUACCGCCGCUAUUAUCAAACGAUCCCGAUCAUCUGAAAAUACCCCGAUCCAUUUUUCCUCCCUUACCUUACCUCUACCCUUUCCGACAUCCCGACGAGUCAAAGAUCGCGGCCGAAUUGGCGCUAUUAUACAACAGUAGUCCGUUAUAUUCCCCUAGCAUUAAUUGGCCAAUUAGUAAUUUAACUGUUAAUAUGAAUAGUCCGUGUAACAUCUGCCCGCCCGCGUUUCCCCGAAGGACUCCAAGUCCGGAAGUAAUCAAAAGGCCAGUCUGCGUGAUAAUGAAACCCGACGAAGUCCGGAAUGAGAUACCGCCCGUUCCAACACACGUUAUAUGAAAACCGCUUCCGGUUCUUCCUGAAAGGUUGAACCUUACCUGGUGGAACGAUAUCACAUCGCAUCUAGUGACGUCGUCCGCCUCAUCCUCUACGUCUACCGCAAUUUCAAAAGACGAUUCGGUAAGAGAAACCAGCGGCAGCCCGUGUUAAAAAAGUGCAUAAGUUAGUGGAAAUUGUGCAAUUGAACCUGUUACACUUUUAAAAGGAUAUCUUUAGGUCAACGGUAUACGUCGUUGUUAGAAACUUUGAUUGAGAAACUGUUUUAUUUUUUAUUAUUCUUAUUUACGUUAAUUGAUGUUUGUAGCAUAAGAAUAAAUUUGUUAGUUCGUUCUUUUAUUGUUCUUUAA